Messenger RNA from Prunus avium (sweet cherry), 3309 nucleotides. RefSeq lists its product as uncharacterized. The record is from RefSeq and is a predicted model, not a curated record. Lineage: Eukaryota; Viridiplantae; Streptophyta; Magnoliopsida; Rosales; Rosaceae.
GAAAAACCUAUAGAAGAACACAGCUUGCUUCCCGCCCAACUCAAAUUUGAAAACCUCUUGUGGUUCGUCUCCGACUCUGCGACUCACAGCAGGGAUUCUCACAAGUUGACAAUCAAAGGGAAAUGGGGGACGUAUAUAAAGAAUUAGAUGAUGUCAAAGCACAGAUCGAGAGGCUCAAGACUGAAGUCCGGGUUAAGACCGAACUUUCUGAGGCUUUGAAGAAAGCUCACAGUGAGCAGUUGAUCAAGUAUCAAGAAGCUAAGCAGGAGACUGAGAAACAAGCUCAAGAACUAAUUGUCAAGCUUGAGGAAAUUUCUCAAGCAAAGCAGGUUUCGGAAACCCUUCAAUCUUGUUUGCGUGAAAAAGAAUCGUCUCUUAGGCAUUUGACUUCUUUGCAUGAAAAACUUCGAGUUGAUAGUGAGAACAAAUUGCACAAAUUGGAAGGAGAAAAUAAGGAGUUGGCAUUUGCCUUAGAUGAAGUAACAGAAAGAAACAAAGAGUUGGAGCAGAAUUUUUGUGCCAGUACUAAGGAGAUUGAGGGCCUCAAAAGACUCUUAUCAACUUCAGAGAGGAACUGUUUCGAGGCAGAGCAGAAGUCUCAAGAAGCCAAAGAACUGAGACAGAGAGAUGAUAUCAUAUUGGAACUAGAGGAGGAAAAUAGAAAUGCUCAUGAUCAAUUGAAAUGGAAGAAAGAACAGUUUAGACAUCUUGAAGAAGCACAUAGAAGGCUCCAAGAUCAGUUCCAGUUGAGUAAAGAGGAGUGGGAGAGGGAAAAAUCAGCACUGGUUGAAGAGAUCUCUUUAUUGCAGACAAGCUUGGAUUCCCAAACUAGAAUUCUUGAAGGUGUUCAAAAACGUUUAGAGAUGUGCAACCAAGUUUUAGCUCAUGAAGAAAGCAGGAGGAAGUUUUUGGAGAUUGAAGUAUCCGAAUUCAAAUCACGUUAUGAUGUCUUUGUGCAGUGUGAACAAGAAAGGUCAAAAUUUGAAAGCUUGACAGUUCAAAGGGAUGAAGAGAUUGCAAAGCUAAGAAACUCGAUGUCAACAAAAGAACCAUUCACAAAAGAAAUGGAAUUUCGAAUUGUUCACCUUGAGCAAGAGAAUCAGGAAUUGAGAGAAUCUCUAAAAGAACUACAAGAAGCUCAAAUCAGAAAUUAUGGGUCAACUGCCCUAACAAAGCUACGCAACAAGCUUAGGGGCUUAGAGCAGGUACAUAGUAACUGCUCCACAAUUCUGAAAGCUAAAGAAUCUGAAUUGAGUUUCCAAAUAGAAAAGUUGAAAGGAGAUAUAAGUAGACAUAACUCUGAAUUGAAAGGUAAAGAGAAGCAGAUACAGGAGCUUCAAAUGGAGCUAGAAAGCUACCAUUCGAUGAUUGAGGUUCUAAAAGAAGAGAUUUCAGUAGUACUUACGAUCUAUAAAUCAGAAUUCUCAGAGGCUUACUCCAAAAGAUCUGAUGCAAAAACUGAAAUGCAGCUGUGCAACAGAAUGGAUGACAAGAUCUCUCUACUUACAACACAGUUGGAGAUGAAGAGCAGUGAUUUAAGAAAUGUUCAUCUUCAGCUUGAACAAGAACAUGAGAAAGUCAAAGAAUUAAUGAAGAGGGUAAGGUCCUUGGAACUCACUGAACAACAGCAGGUUAUCAUGGAGGAAGAGAUUCAACAACAUAAAAUGAUGCUUGAGGAAUCAUCUGCACAUCAACUUUACAUGGAAGAGAAAUUUCUGCAGAUGGAAGGUGAGAAACGAGAUGUUUCUGAGGCUUUAGAAAAGACAAAUCUUGAGCUGGCUAAGAAAAUUCGUGAAGUAAGUCAAUUAAAAUAUGAGUUACAGAAUUUGGAGUCUAGUGCUGAAAGCUUGAAAGUGUGCUGUGAAGAAAAUCAAGAAAAAUGUAGACAAAUGGAGAAUUCACUUCUUGCACAAUCUGAGAAUGAAGAAGUCCUUAAGCAUGAGAAAGAAAGCCUUAUCACCAUUAUCAAGGAGCAAAACAAUAAAGUUGAAGUUCUACAGCAGCAGAUUGUCCUUCUAGAAGCUACAGUUGCAGCAAAGAGAGUGGAAGUGGAAGCCUUAACACAAGACAAAGAGGACCUUAUUAAAAAUGUGAAGGAGAAAGAUAGCUGCAUAGUAAAUCUCCAAAAAGAUAUCACAUGGAUGGAGCAAGAGUCCAUGAAAAGAGAAGCGGAGGUAGCAAUUCUUGCAGGCAUAGAUACAGAGAAAUCUGUUGGACAAGAGAAAGAGAGGCUUUUCAAGGUUAUAAAUGAGAAAGACCAGAACAUAAACAUAAAAAAUCUCCAAGUAUUGGCAUCGUCAUUAGAGGAAGACUUGACAAGUGCAUUUGUAUUGUCUUUUUCAGAAGUCGUAGAAAAUCUGCUUACAAUUGAAGCUUUAAAGAAAGCCAAACACAUGACAGAGCUAGUGAUUGAAGAGAAGAACAAAAAAAUUGUUGAUUUGGAGGAGGAAGUAUCUGGUUUGGGCCAAAGAUUGAUCCAUCAGAAGGAAGCCUUGUUUACUCAAAAACAACAAGAAGAGGAACUUCAGGCUUUAUUGGAAGCCAACAAAGUGGAAAAUGAUAAACUGAUGGGUGAACACAGGAGACUGGAAGGCAUAGUCAAGCAGCUUGAGUUUGAAAAAGGGGUUCUCCUUCAAUACACCACAAAGCUAUCAAAAGAAAGGGAAGAACUUUUAGUUCACAUGGAAGAAUUCUGUGAUCAUAUUGGUGAGUUCACUUGUGAUGAUGUGAAGAUGAUGAAUUUUUUAGAAACAAUGUUGCAAAGGUCUAAGGUAGAGGUGGGACCAGCAAUGAAUUUGACAGUGGAUGAUGAGCUCUAUGAUUUUAGUGAAGAGAAUGCAAACGCUUCUUUCUCUGCCUCAGCAAAAAAACUUGACACUAGUGCUGGAAGAUCACCACUGAAAGAGUUGAAUCAGCGGCAGUUGUAAUCAAGAGAAGAAAUGCAGUUUUAACUGGAGCACAAGUGGCCAGAAUAGCAGGAAGUUUAAGUUCUGUUACUCGAAAUUUGGAAAAAAGGCUCGAGACCUCUUUGAGCUUGAACCUGUUGGCAAGGAAGGGCAGACAAAUAUUUUGUAAUAUUCUGCUGUAUGUUGUAUGAGUUACCACAAAGCGUUGCAAUAGGCCAGCCCCUCUUUUGUUUUUGGGAAUAUAGGAGCCUAGUCGUUGUUAAUUGUGCGGUUGUAUGAGUCCAUUUAUAUUCUCAGAGCUGUGUCUGUGUAAAGAACUUAUGAGCUUUGCUAUGGUGCCAACUUUAUCCUUUUCCUUCCGGCAUGCGAGAAUCAAUAAUGUACCUGAAAUUAAAUUCUUCAA